UUCGAUCCACCCACUUCUCCGACAGCAGAGAUUCGUACUUGGGUGCUGCUACGUCUAAGAAAAACAAUUGGAUUAUAUUAUUUUUCUUAGACGUAUACAAGAAUAUAUAAUCUAUAUUCCACUUCUAAAACAAACAUGCGAUCCGGAGUAGGCCUACUUUUGCUCCUUGGAAUUCAUCUCGCCUAUGCCAGAACACACUCUCUUAAAUAUUUCUACACUGCAGUGUCUGGAGACAUAAACUUCCCAGAGUUAACUACAGUUGGUCUGAUUGAUGAUGGGCAAUUCAUCUACUUUGACAGCAGCAUAAUGAAACCCAUACCAAAGACAGAGUGGAUAAAACAGAAUGAGGGACCACAUUACUGGGAAGAAGAGACUAACAUCCUGAUUAACAAACACAUGGUCUUAAAAAACAACAUUAAGGUAGCAAAAGAACGGUUCAAUCAAUCAACAGGUGUACACACAUACCAGCAAAUGUACGGCUGUGAAUGGGAUGAUGAGACUGGAGCAACAAAUGGCUUUCUCCAGGAAGGAUAUGAUGGAGAAGACUUUCUGAAUCUGGAUUUGAAGGAUCUGAGAUGGAUUUCACCAGUGCAGCAAGGACUCAUCACCACACAGAAGUGGAACAAUGACAAAGCCCUGCUUGAGAAGGACAAACAGUACUUCAACACUGAGUGCAUUGAGUGGCUGAAGAAAUACGUGCAGUAUGGAAAGAGCAGCCUGGAGAAAACAGUCUCUCCUCAGGUGUCUCUGUUGCAGAAGGAUCACUCUUCUUCAGUCACGUGUCAUGCUACAGGAUUUUACCCCAGUGGAGUAACAAUCACCUGGAUGAAUAACGGACAGGAGCAUCAUGAGGAUGUGGAGGUUGGUGAACUUCUUCCCAAUGUGGACGGAACCUUCCAGAAGACGUGCACACUCAGAGUUACACCUGAUGAGUGGAAGAAGAACAAGUUCAGCUGUGUGGUGGAACACAAGGGCAUCAUCAAGGAAGAGAAUGAGAUCAGGACAAACAAUGGAAAUUCUCUUCCCAUUGGCAUCAUUGUUGGCGUUGUUGCUGCUGUCGUUCUGUUGAUUGUCAUGGCUGGCAUUGGUUAUAAGAUCUAUCAGAAGAAGAAAGGCUUCAAACCUGUCAACGGCUCUGAUGAUGGAUCUAACAGUUCAGCUCAUGCAGAGCAACAUGCAUAAAGAUGUAAGUGAGACACCAGAUGCGUGAGAGGGAUGAAGUGAACCUGCUGUCAGUCUUGUGUACAAAAUGUCUCAUGCACAGGAUCACAGAUUUUUGAAUUAAAUACAAUUAAAUGUU
Molecule: messenger RNA, 1300 nt
Organism: Myxocyprinus asiaticus (Chinese sucker)
Lineage: Eukaryota; Metazoa; Chordata; Actinopteri; Cypriniformes; Catostomidae
Product: H-2 class I histocompatibility antigen, Q9 alpha chain-like
Exons: 8
Coding region: 136-1182 (348 amino acids)
Biological process (GO): immune response
Cellular component (GO): external side of plasma membrane
Source: RefSeq, a predicted model, not a curated record